AUCUAGGCUAGAUAUGCCGAGAAGUUUUAAGUGUCGCACACUAAUUAAAAGGAAUGAAUUAUUGUCUUGAUGUUGUGUUAUCUACGCUCCAAUUGUCCAUGUUUGAGGUGUGAGAAAGUGUUAAUUGUCCUACAUUAGUUAAACGAGUGUGGACUAUGUUCAUUUAAUUAGCUAACUUUUGACGUUGAGUAAGACCAGACGGACAUUUUGUUGACAUUAAUAUUGAUGGAAACACAAAGUGUGUGUUUGGGGGGGGGGGGGGGUAACUAGUGAACUAUUUUAUUCUUCUAGUCUUUUUAUUGGUAAUAAAGAUUUGUCUUGAUGCAAGUUCAUAGCCAGCUCAUUCCACCAAGGAUUAGCCCCAAAACUUAUCCCAUAAAUUUCACACAAUCCCCUCUUACUACUCCACAAAUCAACUCACCAUUCACAUAUUACUCUCUAUCCCACCUUUCUCUUCCAACAAUGGCUCAUCAAAAGCCUCUUUCUCUCAUUCUUCUAUCUUUAAUCCCACUUUUCUUCAUUCUUUUUCCUCAAACAAUUCAAGCUCAAUCUCCAACAGCACCAGCUCCAGCACCCACAGGACCAAUUGACAUCUUUGCAAUCCUCAAGAAAGAAAAUCAAUACAACACAUUCAUCAAAUUCCUCAAUGAAACACAAGUUGGAACCCAAAUCAACAACCAAGUCAACAAUUCCAACGAAGGCAUGACAGUUUUUGCACCAUCAGACAAUGCAUUUAACAACCUCCCAGGUGGCACACUCAACAAACUGAAUGACCAACAAAAAGUACAACUCAUCCAGUACCAUGUCAUACCAAAGUUCUACACAUUUGAUGACUUACAAACAGUUAGCAACCCUGUUAGGACACAAGCAACAGGACAAAAAGGUGAGCCUUUUGGACUUAACUUUACUGGACAGAACAAUCAAGUGAAUGUCUCAUCUGGUGUUGUGACAACAAAUAUAUACAAUGCUAUAAGGAAAGACCGCCCAUUGGCUGUUUUCCAAUUAGACAAAGUUUUGUUGCCUGUGGAGUUUACUGAUGCUAAGGCUCCAUCUACUGAUGAUGCACCUGCCCCUUCUGGUGACACUACCAAGAAAGGUACUAGUGCUGAUAAUACAAAAGCUAACGAGCCAUCACCAGCCAGUACUACUCCAAAUGAUGCUAAAAGGAUUAGUGUUGGAAUUCUUGGUUUGAUUUCUGGUGUUUUCUUGAUGGGAGCACUUUCUUGAGUGGCAGGUUAUAACGGACAUGUGGGGUUCGGAGAAGGACUGGACCACAAAUUAUACAGCUCUUAAAUUAUGAUCUUUUGCUUAUAAAAAUUCAUUCCUGCCAUUUUGUAACUCCCUCUUUUUUUACUUUUAUCUUCUUGAUGUUUGAUUGUUGUUUGUUAAUUUUUACGAUUUGAUUCUUUUUGUGCUGUAAUUUCUUCUUCUUAUAAGUAUUACAGUUGUACAAUCUUGCAAA
Molecule: messenger RNA, 1462 nt
Organism: Capsicum annuum
Lineage: Eukaryota; Viridiplantae; Streptophyta; Magnoliopsida; Solanales; Solanaceae
Product: fasciclin-like arabinogalactan protein 9
Exons: 1
Coding region: 322-1227 (301 amino acids)
Source: RefSeq, a predicted model, not a curated record